This is a messenger RNA of Phlebotomus argentipes, 1249 nucleotides long. RefSeq names its product tetraspanin-2A (gene Tsp2A). The record is from RefSeq and is a predicted model, not a curated record. Gene Ontology annotation, cellular component: membrane. Bases 167 to 913 code for a protein of 248 amino acids. Lineage: Eukaryota; Metazoa; Arthropoda; Insecta; Diptera; Psychodidae. The transcript has 4 exons.
CUGAACGAGUCAUUUUCCCACCUCUCGGCAGUUGCUCACGGUUUGCAAGGUGCAAAGUGGUUUUGCUCAAGAGUGUUUCUGGCGAAAAGGAUUAAUCCGGAGAGGAUAUUUCCCAGUGAAGUGACGUUAGUGUGGAACACAGUGUUUUGAGGAUCGCGGUGAAGAAAUGGCGGGAAAAGGACAAGGACAGGGUGAAAAUGCGGCAAAGCUUGAGGGCCAGAUUGCCUGCAUCAAGUAUACGAUCUUCUGCUUCAAUAUCUGCGCAUGGAUGGUGGCUGCCGCCCUCUUCGCGCUCACUGUGUGGAUAAGAGCUGAGCCUGGAUUUGCGGAUUGGGUGGACAUCCUAGAGAUUCAUGCUUACUACAUUGGAAUCUACAUUCUCAUUGGCAUGAGCAUUAUUGUCAUGGUUUCGUCCUUCCUCGGCUGCUGCAGUGCUCUCAUGGAACACACCGUCGCUCUAUUCUUGUUCAUCGGUACACAAGGUUUCUGCUUCUUGAUCGGCACUGUUGGAGCCGCAGUCCUGCUCAGCUUCAGUACAAUAGGAUCACACAUCCAGCCCAUGAUCUAUGACACCAUCACUCGCCUUAUUAUGGCCUCAUCCCACCACCAACCCUCAGCUGACAUUCUGAAAAUGAUCCAGGAAUCCCUUGGAUGCUGCGGAGCUGACGGCCCCAAUGACUACAUCAUCCUGAAGCAUCCGCUGCCCAGGGAGUGCAGAGACACCGUCACCGGCAAUGCCUUCUUCCACGGCUGCGUGGACGAGCUCACGUGGUAUCUGGAGGACAAGUCAGGUUGGGUGGCCGGCCUGGCCAUGGCUCUGGCGUUGAUGCACGUAAUCAACGGUGUGAUGAGUUUGGUGCUUGUGCAGGCGCUCAAGAAGGAGGAGGACGAAGCUCGCACGUACAGACACUAAGUCUCUUCAGCCUGCCUUUCACAUAAAUUUAGCUUAUCAGAACAUCAUUUUUACCGUACAAUCGUUCCGCGGAAGAUCAUAGCUGACCGUUGAUUCAUGACACACAGAAACAUUAUGAUUUCAUGCUUUUGUAUACUUCUGGGCGAAUAAAGAUCACAUUUUAAGACACCGAUAAGGAAUAUUGUGAUUUUUGUACACCCAAAUAUAUUAAUAUUAGAACAUAGUGCAAUAAAAGUAAGCUCCACGUAGUCAGAAUUUUGACUAAUUCAUGUUAGAAAAUAAAAAUGAAAAAUAGUGUUUGAGGCUUUUACGACACGAUAUCUGCGUGUAAUAAAA